AUGAGUAUACGGUCGGUGGAUAGUCGUCUGGAAGUUCUGCGAAAUGGACAAGAUAUUGCCAAUAGAAGUUUAUUGUACAACACUGGUCCUACCCAGCAAUCACAGCAACAGUCGCCCAAUGUUGAUAUUGAUAAUGAAUCUAACAAGUCCGAUUCAUGGGUUGAAUUGGCUAAUCCAUCAUCACGUGCAUCCAUGGUUAGUAUGAAUGGAGGCGAUAAUGGUAGUGCCAUAUUGGUGGAUAAUGACGGGAUGAUUAUGGGCGUUGAUAAUACGACUGUCGUUGUUGGCGGAGGUAAUAGUAGUCCUUUCAAUCGACUCAGCCCGACCAGUGCCUGCGGUGCUCCAUUUGAAUUGGUUAUCGAUGCUGGAUUAGUUCAUGGUGGUGAUACUUUGGCGGUUCAUUAUACUCGCCAGGGACCAGGACGUUGCACUGUUGCAACUGCUGGUGUCAGGGGGUUGGGUCAAGGGACGAAGAGAACAGCUGAAUGGUUGGAGGAUUACAAUAGCCGACCGGAAGUGCAAAGAGGUGGCCCUCAAACUCCAUCACCGGUGGAAACGGAAAUGUCGACGCCGCCAAAUAGUCUCGUCCCUGGAUUAGAUGUUGGAGAGCUAACUCAGAGCAGCUGUUGUGAAGAUGAGGAUGAGGAACUGAGUAUCGAGAAUGAUGGUGCAUACGUGUGUAAAUGCCAAAAUGUCGGAGAAGGACCUUGUGAAAAAGGACGAUGGACAUUUAGUGAAUUGCUGGGCACAAGUGGUAAUGGGCGUCGUGCACUGGUGCUUUAUCUGGUAACAAAUUUGGUUACCCUUGCAAUCGGUUUUGCUGUUGGGUUGACAGUUGGUCGAAAGUUAUCGGUGCUACCGGAUUUCAGACAUCGCUACAUAUUUGAUUUUAGUUAA
Messenger RNA from Brugia pahangi, 897 nucleotides. Lineage: Eukaryota; Metazoa; Nematoda; Chromadorea; Rhabditida; Onchocercidae. The record is from the annotation of a GenBank genome assembly.